UGGUUGUGGUUACUAAAGAUGGGAUGUGUUGUACGAAAUGCAGAGUUUGCUAAAAUAAUGUUUUGAGAGAUGACUUCAGUACAGUCUACAUUGUAAAAAAAAUGCAAAAGCUGGACGUUUCAGUUUAGCAUUAAGGCAGCUGGGAAUGCCUCCCUUAGGUUAAAAGCAUGUGGAAGAUAAAAGUUAAUGUUUAUACAUGGGGAGGGGGUGUGUAAAUGACAAAGUCACAGUGGACAUUCUUAGCACAAAUGUCCAUUAUCAACCCUGAGCCAGUGGUUGGAAAUUCCACGUAUGCAUGGCGGGUGCCAAAUCUGUGUAGUUGACUUUGUGCAAAGCUGAGUUAGGAACUUGUAACUUUUGUACCGCGAGUCCUGAACACUGCAAUAUGUAUUGCUAACAGAUAAUUUGUGUGAUUAUUGAUUUAUGUUUACUCACACUUUUACCCUCUGUGACUUUUUCAUGCUAAAAAUUGGAAAUAUUAAAUUCAUCUGUACAUUUUUAUGCCAAGACUCCCACGCAAAUGAGUUUCAAUGUUUCAAUGCUAUCAUCUGGUUCAAAACAAUGUCUAAUACAUGUUUAUACAUAUAUUUCUCAUUUACAUGGCAGCAUCCCAUUGGUGGUUGUCAGCUCAUGUACAACCCCCCGUAAAAGCUGACCCAUCUUUCUCAGUAACACAAGGGGAAAGCCACCCCAUCAACUUCGUCUUGGCCGCUUGGCCAUGCGGCCUCUUGCCCAUCUUACGGUCGGUCAUUCAAGGCGUAUAUCCAAUGCCAGAUGGUCGGUUCAUACCAAGGGCAUACCUUUAAGGUCGCAUGCCAAUCAUGCACCAGUGAUCUGGCUGUUGCUAUUAAUCCUGCUGUUACGGCUGCUAUUAAUCAUUUAUCCUGCUGCUAUGCAGAUACCCAGAUAGACAUCCAACCUUUCACUCAAACAUCUGGCCGAUCAGCCGUUGGCAACGUUGCUACCCAUAAACCUGGCAAUGUAGCCACGUCCAGCCUCCCACCCUUCCACCCCUGUCCCCGGCCACCCAUCAACCAGAACAAGUGGUCACCCAGCCUCCUAGCCACCCUUACCCACCCAGAGCAAAGCGUCCUGGGCGUGUACAGUGAACGAUUGUUGGAUGUGUGCAGCAGCGUGGGUGACUUCAGUUAUAAAAAUUCAGUUGCCUCACAACGGAGUCAAGCCAUGGGUGGUGGGGGUGUUGCGUUACCGAGGCAACAGGGGGGGGGGCUGCAUUAGUAACCGCGAUGCAGCUCACGGACUCCUUACCACAGCGUUACGGGGUGUAGGUAGGUGCUGGUGAUGCCAGGACAAGCGGAUUUGCCCAUCAUGGGCGGCUCUUUCAAUCCAGGGGCCUUCGCGGGCCCUCCCGCCUACACGCCAGUGCUCAUGCCUUUCAAGUUCCGCGAGCGCAGGGAGCCUGUGGACUGGCGGCGUCUGGGCGCAGUGGACGUGGAGCGCGUGGCUCGCGAGGUCGACGUCGCCACGCUACAGGAGUACAUCACGACAGUGACGUACUGCGAUGUGACCAGCGAGCGCUGCGCACGCUGCCAGGCGCCCGCCGACCCGCUGCUCGUGAAGCUGCUACGGUUGGCCCAGCUCACGGUCGAGUACCUGGUGCACACGCAAGGCUGCCUGGGCGCUGGCGCGCACGCCGCGCACACACGCACGCAGGGUCUAGCGGCGGAGCUGGGCCGUGCCCGAGCCGACGCGGAACGCCUUGCCGAGGAGCUCAAGGCCGCGCGCGACGAGUGCCGCCGCAGGAAGAAGUUGGUGGCGGCGUUGCAGCUCAUGCUGCAGGCCAACGCCAACCACUACCACAAGUGCCAGUUUUGUGACAAGGCCUUCAUGAACUAUGCCUACCUUCAGAGCCACGUGGAGCGCAGACAUCAGGAGGUCACAGAAGGAGAGCGCCAGAAGAAGCGUCGGGUGGAGAAGCUGGAGGAUGAGCUUGAGGGACUUAGGGAUCAGCUGAAGCACACGCAGGGCGACCUGCAAAACGAGAGGGAGGCGCAAGCCUUGUUAAGCCAAAAGGAGCAGGAGGCGCAUCGCGAGCGUGAGAGAGGCGUGCGGGAGUGGCAGGAACGCGAGCGCAAGGCCGUGCACGGGGAGGUGCAGCGCACGCGCGAGGACCUGCAGCGUGAGAUCAGCGUCCUCAGCAAGCAAAAUGUGGCCCUAGAGUUGCGUGUGCAGGAAUUGGGGAAAAGCCGCACAGAGGAUGAUAUGGCGAAGCAGAACAACAGCUUAAUGGCCCUGAAGGAGCAGCUGCACAAGCAGAACACGAAGAUGCAAAGUCUGCAGAAUAAACAUGAGCGUGAAAAAUCUCAGAUGCAGCGAGACCUGGAUUCGCUGCACGAUUCCCUUUCAAAUGACCAGAAGGCUAUGAGCACUCAGCUUUCGGAGCUGCGGAGGCUGGUGAAGGAGCGAGAUGCCCUCAUCCGCGAGCAGAAGCGCAAGAUUCAAGGUCUUUCUUCGACAAGAGUGGAAAAACCCCAGAUAGAGUCUGAAGAGGAGGAGGAAGAAGAAGAGGAGGAAGAGGCUGAGGAAGAAGUCGAUGCAGAGAGGAGUCUCCAGACGAUCACGGAGGCCACGGAAGACGACAGCAUCGAGGAGCUGGAGAGCUCGGGCGAGCGGAGGCCCCCAGGCCCGGGCCUGCUGCGGGAGCUGCGCGCCAGCCUUCAGAAUGCCCUCGAUGAAAAGCUGGAGGGCAUGGGCGUGCGCCAGGGCGCUCGAGGGAUUUCACAACAGGUACUGCUGUCCUCGUUGUCGGUGCUGCGCGCCCAACGAUCGCAAGCGACGAGCCGCCACGCACGCCUGCCCACCAUCCGGCGCCGCCUCAAGCGGCAGUUGGAGCAGCGGGUGCAGCAAGCGCAGCAGGCGGAGGCCGGCAACAGCGGGGCUGCGACGACGGUUACAGCAGCCCCCCGUGGGGGGAAAAGUGGCGGUGCACGGGGGGGUGGCUCGGCUGGAGGGCCCUCUAGCGGGGGUGCGGCGCGCAAGCCCGUGAAUGGCGUCGGCCCCAAAAAAACGAAGGGCACCUCGGGAAAGGCGGCCGUCAAGUCGGAAGGAAAUCCCCGGCGUGGCUCCCCGGGGCCACAGACCAAGGUGAUCUACUCAAGGCCGGCAGCGGCAAACGUGGCCAAACCCAGGUCGCCCGGCAAACAGGCCGCAGGAAAACCCGGAGCAAAGGCUGACUCUGGAAAGACAUCCAAUGCCCGCACCCCAGCUGGCAACGUGAGGCAGAAGCCAAGAUCAGUGUCGUUUGCCACCCCUCCCUUCACGUCAGACGACGACUCUGACAUUAGCACGAGUCCGCCGGACAUUCGCAAACACCACGGCCCUACCACCCGAAUGCCUGAGAAGGGGCCAUCCACAAAUGGGCGAAUCGCGCGCCAGCUGGCCGAGGAGUGGUCUGAUGGCAGUGAGCUGGAGUCCAUUACCAUCCCUGGACAGAAAAAGCCCCAGUCCACCGCCCAUCCGUCCCCACAAGGAGAGAAGGUGCAGAUUUUAAGCCAAAAAAUCGAGCGGCAGCUCGCCAAGCCAGGAAGUAAAAAACCAUCGGGCGGAGUCCACGUGAUGACCUCCACACCAAGCAAUAAUCCCAGCAAGGCGAGUUCCGCCACGGGACAGAAACGCAUGAACGAGGUGGAGGACGAAGACGACAACUGGGACAUCUCGUCGCUGGAAGACGCCCCCGUAGGAGGACGGGCUGCGGCACGGCCGGGACCCGUGCCGGCCCCACGCAAGGGCCCAUCUUCGCCGGGGCGGCCACACUCAACCGCUGUGCCCAUCACCUCCACUUCCAAGGCUGGUGAGACACUCACGGGUUUGAAGGAGCAAGGGUCAGGCAGCACUCUGAAGAGCAGCCUGGUUACCGUCACAGACUGGACCAACGAUGACUUCUCCGACCUGGAGUUGUCCUGAACUCCAACCCCGUGGGUCGAAUGCCCUUUUUCCACUGCACAACCAAGCCAUUCCAGGGCCGUGCUGAGCCAGUCCGGCGCAACUCACGAGGCACCAGGUUGCUUUUUCACGACCGAAGCGGAGCCGUGCCGCUGACGUCAUAUGCAAUGAGUCGAGAUGUCUUUUAAUAAUGCAGUGCCACCGUGUCUUCACAGUGAACUGACUGACAUCACAAACAUAAUGUACAUGUCCGUAGCCAUGCCCCUGGUCCUGCUUGGCCCCCAGCCAGAUGCGGAUGUCUCGUGAGGCCAGCAUGGCUUGGCACGGCACAUAGCCAGUAGAAAACCAGUCGGAUGUGCCAAUAGAAAAUGGGUAACAAAGGGGUCUAAGCAUACUAUGGCACGGGUGCUAGAGGAACACCACAGAAACAGCACCAUAGAGGCUAAAUACGCACUGCGAUGAAAUCUCAUUGUAACGUCCCUCAGGUUAACAUACUUUUUGCAUGAACAUAUUUAGUCAAAAUCCCCAGAAGAUGUACGGCAUAAAUAACGUUACAAAUAUUUCCAAAGAAUGUACUUCAUAUUUAUUUGCAUAUCAGAUUAACAUUAUUUGGACGUUCUGGUCGUUUUUUUUUACUUAGCACUACAUGAGAAUCACUUUGUGGGCCAGUCUUAUCCCUGUCCUAUGGAUACACUCGCCCCCGCCAUAAGAACGUGGAUUUUCUACGACUGGCUUAGAGCUGUAACCGGGAAACGAACUCCACAUAAAACGCAAAUUUGAGCAAGAAAUCACUAUUUUUACAACGUAUAUCUCACCAUCGUAAAAGCAUGGUCAUGAUGCAGCCAAUUAAAUGUGGUAGCUUCACAGCGAUUGACAAUGGCAGUGCCGUGCAAGCUGGUUCAGUAAAGCCAGCACACGUUGCAGCACUCGUUACACUGUUAAAGUUAUAUAUAGGUUUGGCAUUGCCCUGUGGACCAAUUUAAUUUCUCAGAGCGUGUUCGUCGAGCCAAGGCGAACUAAAAUUCUGAUUUCUUUGGUCGGUAAGGUUGCAAACGCAACAAAUUGACAGCCAGAUAGACCCCUGUGCUAUGGACAUUGAGGUGCUCUGUUGCCUUGUCUUCUUGGUCUAUUUUUGCACAUUUUUUUGUCAUUUCAAAUUAAAGUAUUUUCAUUAUAAAGUAUAAAACGUACGUACGUCGUAAUGAGAUUUCACUUUACAGGGACUGUCACAUUCCAAACUGAGCAUUACAUUUGCUCACAAAUCAGUACUAUAGGCACUUACAACACCUUAGAGCCUAGCCCAGCACCACAGCAGCUAACAACACAGAGGACAGGAUAAUGGGGCAGAGGCUAUCUAACACUACAGAGGAUAACAACACUAUUGGGGCUAAUAACACUGCAGAUGCUAGCUCACUACUCCAGGAGCUAAAACAACUUCACAUAUAGUGUAUGGUGUGAUAGCAGGAUGAUGCAAUAGCUAUCUGAACACAACAGAAAUUAGCACAGUCCAAAAGUAUAUCGUGAUGUUUUGUGCGGUUAAACACAACACUACAAGGCCUAGCACUCCAUUACAGUUGCUUUAUUUGGGCAAACUUAAAAAUCGUGGGGGCUCACGCAAAUACCACACAAGGUAGAACACAACAUCAGAGGCAAACUUAGCAUAGGAACAAGAAUGACUAAUUUGGCUGAGUACUAUGUAGGUUGGCACAGCACUUGAGAUAGUGUGUGUGCAGAUUAGCACGUACAACACUACACUACAUAACUUAGGACAAUCGGGAACAGGGCGUGCUGAUGUGUGAAAAUAUUUCUCAGGAACAAAUUAAGUGGUACGAAUGCAAUAGAAUAUCAUCGUUGUACUGCAGUAGUACUGUGUGGUAAAGUGGUACCUUAUUUCAAAGUUGUAUUCAAAAUGCUUUGUAAAAGGCAGUAUCACAUUCCCAUGAUUUAUUCAGGUACUUCAUAUUGUAUGUUAUAAAAACACUCUCGAUGCUGGGACCGGGUACGUGUGUAUACACAUGAUAGUUUAUUGUGUGUUAUAAAAACACUAUCGAUGCUGGCACCGGGUACGUGUGUAUACACAUGAUAGUUUAUUGUGUGUUAUAAAAACACUAUCGAUGCUGGGACCGGGUAAGUGUGUAUACAUAUGAUAGUUUAUUGUAUGUUAUAAAAACACUAUUGAUGCUGGGACCGGGUACGUGUGUAUACAUAUGAUAGUUUAUUGUAUGUUAUAAAAACACUUGAUGCUGGGACCAGGUACGUGUGUAUACACAUGAUAGUUUGUGGUGUUGUCAUCUAAAACAAUCUUUUUUUACAUGAAAAAAUACAUUGCCGUGUCUUCACUUCUUUUUUAAAAUUAUUUUUCUGUUUGAAGUUAAAUGCCUCUGGGUUCGUGAUUAUUCACAUUUUUUUAAAGAUCUUAUUGGCAAGCGUGUGUUGUGUUUUGUGUGUCGGACCAGUGCAGAAAAGGUUAAGAAAGUUAAUAUGUAAGCCACUUUUGCCUUGGUUUUUUUUUACAUCCAUUUCAGUGCAAAAGAGCAGUUUUUGCACGUGAAACAGGUAUUUUAUUAAGACAAAACUCCAAUAUUACUUUUCUAAACAAUUAUGGGGAUUUGAACCCUGUACAGAAAUGUGAGAUCCAAGUCCUGUCCAAUCGUUAUAUGAUAUAUAAUGUGGGAUUUAAGUUGUACAAAGACUUACGUGGAUUCAAACUCAUUGCAAUAAUUUACAAUACUACUCGGAUACUUUUAACUCUUUACAAUAAAUUUUGAUUUAAAGCUUUCGUGACUGCAGGGAUUCAUAUUAUUGGUUCUUUCGGUAAAGUCACGUAGAAGGGAAACUAUAAAAUAAUACAAAUAUUAAAAACAUUAAAAUUCUCACGACAUUUCGAAUGCAACAAAAGCAAUAAUUUAACAUAUGAAAGGAGAUCUAUUCGUAAAUUAACUCGAAAGAGAUUUGAUUAAAUACAGUCUUGUAUGUAGUAAAAGGCUACCGAAAUAAUUUUGUAAUAGGUUCUUCAAAACAUGGGAGUGGUGGUGCGCUCGUCUGCAUAUUACUGCGCUGAAUUAAAUUCCCGGCUACGGCUGACAUCGGCAGCAAGCAAUAACGGGGUCGUGUCCGCUCCCAAUCACCGCCCACACUGAUCAGCGUGGUGAAGUAGGGUCGAACAACCCUCACAUGGGGGAGGUCUUCAUUUGGCAGUGGAUUAAACGAGCUAAGUUAAUAAUUUAACUUUUAACCUCAAAAUUUGGCAGAGAAAUCCUGCUUGGUUUGGGGCUGUCUUUGUGAUGCGUCUCUAACGUGAACUACUUGCAGGUGUCCAAAAUCCCAUACCGUACUCUGGUGGGGUUUAUUUGUUCUGUAAAGCACAUUUACAACAUAUCAACAAAUUGCUUCAUAUAUUCCUGCACAUUGCAGGUCAGAUCAUUAAAGUUUGUUUUUUUAAAGUGUAACCGUGACAUAUAGGUACAUUAGAAUAAUUUUAUAUUGUAAAUGUUGCUUUGCCGUACAGAUAUAACUCACAUUAUCUGGAUAGAAAACUGAUGUUAUUCUGGAACUAUAUUUGCUUUUGGUACAUUUUGAAAUGUUUACCACCUUGUCGCCAACAUGAACAUUUUUUUUACAGUUUUACAGUAAUGUAUGAGUUAAUAACUGCACAAUUUCUUCGCUUUGCUGGUAACAACAUUUUUCGAUGCGUCUCCCACCUCGUAGAAUCAAAUUUCAAUAAAGUGGUUCAGUAAUAAACGUU
Petromyzon marinus (sea lamprey) is the source of this 7648-nucleotide messenger RNA. The record is from RefSeq and is a predicted model, not a curated record. NCBI's taxonomy places the organism in Eukaryota, Metazoa, Chordata, Hyperoartia, Petromyzontiformes, Petromyzontidae.